Molecule: messenger RNA, 2153 nt
Organism: Somion occarium
Lineage: Eukaryota; Fungi; Basidiomycota; Agaricomycetes; Polyporales; Cerrenaceae
Source: the annotation of a GenBank genome assembly
AUGUGCAGAACGCCCCGGGUCAUACUCGACACGAACGACAUCGUGCGGGCCAGGCUCUGUACGCAUGAAGUCUACUAAUCGAAUACGCUGUUUAUGCCCUCCUCCGCGAGAACGAAUAGUGAUGUGACCAUGAUUGUUUCGACCACCUGUCCUGCGGAGAGCUACAGUGAGUUGUCGGAGUGGUCGGCCAGGAUAUAAAUGGAGGUUAAGAGGUCGUUUAAGGUGUCGAAUACCAGGUGUUAUGGGCUUGUAUGUUUUGAAAAGUGUUUCAGUCCUAGAGAGUGCGGCUGUCACCUCAUUAGGACGUUGAGUGGAUGCCUCGGUCGCGUAUUUUCGUGUUACAGCACAUGGGCGGAUGAUGUUCGACGUAGAAGAUACAGCAGAAGUUGCGGCGACAGAAGAAAACCGUGAACGAAGCAGGUUAGCCCCGCAUCGUCCAGCGAACAUGGGAGCAAGUCGAGGGAGGCGUUUGUGCUGUCGCUUCCUUGCUCAAAGUUGUCUGUGAGUGCAUGAGCGCCUGUUUGUUCCAAGACGCGUUUCUCUUAACCACUCCAAGUCGCAGUCAUGGCUACACAAAUAUCCACAGGAACCUCUGAACUGCGCGAUAUCACAAAAAUGGAACGGAUAGGGGCGCAUUCACAUAUCCGUGGUCUUGGCUUGGAUGACAGACUUGAGCCUCGCGCAAAUGCUCAGGGUAUGGUUGGACAGGGCAAGGCACGUAAAGCCGCAGGCAUGAUUCUGAAAAUGGUACAGGAGGGACGUAUCGCAGGUCGUGCCAUGCUCUUUGCAGGACCUCCCUCUACUGGAAAGACAGCCAUUGCAUUAGGUAUGGCACAAACGCUUGGUCCUGACGUUCCUUUCACUAUGAUUGCCGCGAGCGAGGUCUUCUCCCUGUCGAUGUCCAAAACGGAAGCCCUUACUCAGGCAUUCAGGAGGAGUAUCGGUGUUCGCAUUAAAGAGGAGACAGAGCUCAUUGAGGGUGAAGUAGUCGAGUUGCAAAUUGACCGAAGUCUCACAGGUGCCACAAAAACUGGCAAACUCACUAUCAAAACGACCGACAUGGAAACUAUCUAUGACUUGGGCACUAAGAUGAUCGACGCGUUGGCGAAGGAAAAAGUCACCGCGGGAGACGUGAUUUCCAUUGACAAGACCUCUGGCAAGGUGUCCAAGCUUGGUCGAUCGUUCGCUCGGUCGAGGGAUUACGAUGCAAUGGGUGCAGACACAAAAUUCGUGCAAUGUCCUGAAGGAGAAAUUCAGAAGCGCAAAGAGGUUGUUCACACAGUGUCAUUGCAUGAGAUCGAUGUCAUCAACAGUAGGACACAGGGGUUCCUGGCUCUCUUCGCAGGUGACACUGGUGAAAUAAAGCCCGAGCUAAGGAAUCAGAUCAACACUAAAGUGGCUGAAUGGCGAGAGGAAGGGAAAGCAGAAAUAAUUCCAGGCGUGCUCUUCAUCGACGAAGUACACAUGCUGGACAUUGAAUGUUUCUCCUUCCUGAAUCGUGCAUUGGAAAAUGAACUUGCGCCAUUGGUCAUCAUGGCAUCCAAUCGUGGCAUGGCCAGGAUACGAGGAACGAAGUUCCGCAGCCCGCAUGGUUUGCCGGUAGAUUUGCUUGACCGAGUACUCAUUGUCAGCACGAAGCCCUAUACGGAAGACGAUGUCCAGGAAAUCAUCAAAAUCCGAUGCGAGGAAGAAGAUGUCACUCUUACUGCUGCAGCGCUCCAAGUGCUGACCUCAAUGGGGAUGCAAACGACUCUUCGUUACGCACUCAAUCUUAUUUCUACUGCGCAGACACUGGCUCGCAAGCGCAAGUCAGAGCAGGUAGACGUCGAAGACCUGCGCAGAGCGUAUGCGUACUUCAUGGAUGAGAAGCGCAGUGUGCAAUGGCUAAAAGAACAACAAGGGACUUUAGUGUUCGAGGAAAUCGGUGGAGAAGCUGAAGAUGUUAUGGACGUGAACUGAGAGUCUUACGGCUGGCGGAGACCGGCUCUCUAUGUAUUGUAGUUUGGUGCGUUUGCCUUUUGAAUUGGUGGGAGACACACUCUUAUCUGAUUCCCGACGUCGACUCUUGGCAGCAUUCAUCUAUAUUCUGUGUAUUUCUUGUGCGAGUCAAUAUGGAAUGCUAUUACAUGAAUAGCAAGUCCAAGAUUAGAAGA